AUGAAAACAGAGGAGAAACCCAUCUUAAACCAUGACAUUAAUGUGGAUCCACGCAAAGAUGGCGACUUUGGCCUCAAGGAUUCAGGAACAAAACACACUGACAUUCCCAAUGACUCACCCAUUGAGGAAGUGAGGAACGCAAUUCCAGCCACUGACGACUCGACGCUCCCUGUCCUAACAAUAAGGACAUGGGUGUUGGGGCCACUCAUGUGCACCAUAUUUUCUAUCAUGUACCAGCUUUCCUCGUAUAGAAGGAGCCACAUGAUCAUCAGUGUGUCAUGCGCCCAGAUAAUACUGCUUCUGGUGGGGAGACUAAUGGCCUCCGCUCUUCCGGCCACGAUCGUGAGGAUCCCAGGGACGAACUGGAAGUUUUCUCUCAAUCCUGGACCAUUCAACAUGAAGGAGCACGCGCUGCUGGUCAUCCUCUCCACGACAGGAUUUGAAUCCACUAUUGCCAUAGGGACCAUCAAUGUCAUCAAGGUGGUAUAUCACAGGAAUAUAAGUGUUUGGGCUUCCAUUUUGUUGGUCAUGACAUCUCAGAUGAUAGGAUAUGGUUUUGCUGGAAUGUUCAGAAGGAUUCUUGUGGACAAUCCUUACAUGUGGUACCCCUUAAUCGUACCACAAGUUUCUUUCUACAGAGCGCUCCAUGACAAAGAACCAAGACCUAGGGGCCGGCUCAGCGGAUUCCAAAUUGUCAUCAUCUGUGCUGUCCUUGUCUUUGCCUAUACCAUCGUUCCCAACUACUUCAUGCAGACUAUCCUCGCGGUCUCAUUCCUCUGCUGGAUCUGGAAAGACUCGGUCACGGUGCAUCAACUUGGCGCGGGUUACAAUGGUCUUGGGCUCGGUUCUCUUGCCCUUGACUGGGAAUCGGCUACAGCUUGGGUGGGCAACCCUUUGAUCUUGCCUAGGUUCACGAUCGUGAACACACUCGCUGGAUUCGUGCUCAUAGCGUAUGUGUGCAUACCGGUGGCCUAUUGGAUGAAUGCGUUUGACUCGAAGAGGUUCCCAAUCUUCGCUCAAAAACCUUAUGAUUAUUCAGGAAAGGAGUAUAAUGUUGAACGGGUUUUUGGAGAAGACUUACAAUUUAACGAGCAGGCGUACAGCGAGUACUCGAAGUUGUACAUGAGCAUCGCAUAUGUCUUCAAACUGGGAUUCACAUUUGCUGCCCUAACCGGAACAGUGACUUAUUUUCUUCUGUUCCACGGAAGGGAGAGCUGGCAGCAGCUGAGGCAGUCGAUGAAAAGCGAGGGCAAGUCCGGCGACAUUCACAAGGAGCUUAUGAAGAAGUACAAGCCGAUCCCUCAGUGGUGGUUCUACACGAUUAUCGUGUCGAUGGUCAUUCUCGGCAUUGUCAAUUGCCAACUCUUUGGCAAAGAAAUCCAACUUCCCACUUGGGCAUUCCUACUUUCCUUGGCUUUACCAUCCAUCCUCAUUCUUCCCCUGGGCAUCAUUGAAGCUACCACUGGCGCUUACCUUGGACUAUCGGUUCUCUCCGACUUGAUCAUCGGCUAUUUAUACCCGGGGAGGCCUAUAACUAGCGAAACUUUCCCAGCCUAUGUUCAAAGCACUAAGAUGCACGCCAUCGGGUUUUUAGCCGAGUACAAGUUAGGACAUUAUAUGAAGAUCCCGCCGAGAUCCAUGUUCCUUAUUCAGAUCUUCGGCUCGCUCCUCUCCAGCUCCGUCAAGCUGGGGACCGCAUGGUGGGUCCUGACAUCGGUCGAGAACAUAUGCGAGAUCGACAAGCUGCCCAAGGGGAGCGUGUGGACGUGCCCGUCACUCCAGCCAACCCUUACCCACACCUUGACAUGGGGCGGGGUCGGGCCGGCGCGGAUGUUCGGGCCGGGGGGAUACGCGGGGCUCUACUACUUCUUCCUGGCGGGGGUGGCGGGGCCCCUGGUGGUGUGGCUAGCAGCCCGUGCCUUCCCGAGAAGGAAAUGGAUCCGGCUCAUCAACUUCCCGGUCAUCUUCAUAUCGGCCUCCUUCCUGAUGCCAGCCAGGCCGGUGCACUACUGGACGUUCUUCGUGCUGGCGGGGGCGUACCACCUGGUGGCCCGGCGGGUGGCGAAGGGGUGGUGGGCCCGCCACGUGUACGACGCGUCCAACGGGAUGGACCUCGGGAACGCCUUCUUCGGGGUGCUCCACACGCUGUGCUUCGGGGUAUCCCAGAUACAGGGGCCGCAAUGGUGGGGCAGGGACUUCGACGAGUUCUGUCCGUUGUCCAUGUGUCCGACCGCGGCGGGCGUCGUCCGCAAGAAGUGCCCCGUCUUCUGA
Molecule: messenger RNA, 2271 nt
Organism: Eucalyptus grandis
Lineage: Eukaryota; Viridiplantae; Streptophyta; Magnoliopsida; Myrtales; Myrtaceae
Product: oligopeptide transporter 5-like
Exons: 7
Coding region: 1-2271 (756 amino acids)
Biological process (GO): transmembrane transport
Molecular function (GO): oligopeptide transmembrane transporter activity
Source: RefSeq, a predicted model, not a curated record